CGCCCGCCCGCCGCACUGACUCCUUCCCCUCCCCAGCACUGCAGCAUUCACACUGCAGCUCCAGCCGCCACCCGCGCCUCUCCGCAGCCCGGCCGCCACCAGCACCAUGGCCAGCACCGUGUCCGCGUACAAAGAGAAGAUGAAGGAGCUGUCUGUUCUAUCGCUCAUCUGCUCCUGCUUCUACGCACAGCCUCAUCCCAGCACCAUCUACCAGUAUGGGGACAUGGAGGUGAAAGAAUUGGACAAGCGAGCCUCUGGCCAGAGCUUUGAGGUCAUCCUCAAGUCCCCUUCUGACCUAUCCCCAGAGAGCCCUGUGCUGUCUUCUCCCCCGAAGAGGAAGGACAUCUCCCUGGAGGAGCUGCGGAAGCGGUUGGAGGCAGCUGAGGAACGGAGGAAGGCAAGGAUACCGCUCCCCAUGAGUGACAAAGACGCAGGAGGCGCAAGUCCUGAAGCAGCUGGCGGAGCGGCGCGAGCACGAGCGCGAGGUGCUGCACAAGGCGCUGGAGGAGAACAACAACUUCAGCCGCCAGGCGGAGGAGAAGCUCAACUACAAGAUGGAGCUCAGCAAGGAGAUCCGCGAGGCGCACCUGGCGGCGCUGCGCGAGCGGCUGCGCGAGAAGGAGCUGCACGCGGCAGAGGUGCGCAGGAACAAGGAGCAGCGGGAGGAGAUGUCCGGCUAGGGCCCCGGACACCGCAGCCACGGAGCACGUUCGGGUUUGGGAUUUUGUUCAACUCUGUCUAGAUGCAAGUCUUGUUUCUGCUUUGUCCCCCACCCCGCACCCCCAGCUUCAUGCUUCUCUUUCCGCACUCUGGGCGUCCAGUCCUUGUCAGACCAUGGGCCCUCCCGGGAGGAGCCGCCAGGAUGUGAGACAUGGCCUCCCAUUGAGACACCAGGCCAGGCAUGGCUGGGCCCGUCUUGGUGGCCCUCUAGUGGAUGUGGUGGCAACCUUAAUAAACCUAGUGGCUGUGGCACAAUU
Heterocephalus glaber (naked mole-rat) is the source of this 977-nucleotide messenger RNA. It is a transcript of the gene Stmn3, whose product is annotated as stathmin 3. The record is from RefSeq and is a predicted model, not a curated record. Gene Ontology annotation, molecular function: tubulin binding. Lineage: Eukaryota; Metazoa; Chordata; Mammalia; Rodentia; Bathyergidae. Gene Ontology annotation, biological process: neuron projection development; microtubule depolymerization; regulation of microtubule polymerization or depolymerization. Gene Ontology annotation, cellular component: cytoplasm; neuron projection.